AUGAAGACAUUCUUUCGCUCCCAAGAUUUAUGGGACAUUAUAGAAGAGGGAUUCACUAUUCCAGAAGACACUUCCGCUCUUACUGCAACUCAGAAGAAGGAGUUGAAGGAAAGCAAACAAAAGGAUUCAAGGGCUUUAUUUGCUCUUCAACAAGCAGUUGAUGACACAAUCUUUCCGAGAAUAAUAGGUGCCACAAACGCAAAGCAAGCUUGGAACACAAUACAAGAAGAGUUUCAAGGAAGUGAUGAGGUACGCAAUGUUAAACUUCAUUCUCUAAGACGAGAGUUUGAAUUAAUAAGAAUGAAAGAAUCUGAGACCAUUAAAGACUACUAUUCUAGAAUAAAGGAAAUAGUUAGUCAGAUGAGAGCCUAUGGGGAAACUAUUCUUGACAAAAAAAUCGUUGAGAAAAUUUUAAUUUCUAUUCCCCAAAAAUAUGAUGCAAUCGCAACUGCGAUUGAACAAACAAAAGAUUUGGCCACAUUGUCAGUAACACAACUAAUGGGCUCUCUUGAAGCUUAUGAACAAAGAUUGAAAAGGCAUGAAGAAGACUCAGUCGAAAAUGCCUUUUAA
Messenger RNA from Vigna unguiculata (cowpea), 570 nucleotides. RefSeq lists its product as uncharacterized. The record is from RefSeq and is a predicted model, not a curated record. NCBI's taxonomy places the organism in Eukaryota, Viridiplantae, Streptophyta, Magnoliopsida, Fabales, Fabaceae.